Messenger RNA from Drechmeria coniospora, 2409 nucleotides. RefSeq names its product C2H2 finger domain protein. Gene Ontology annotation, biological process: rescue of stalled cytosolic ribosome; protein ubiquitination. Gene Ontology annotation, molecular function: ubiquitin protein ligase activity; ribosome binding. The transcript is spliced from 2 exons. The coding region runs from base 1 to 2409 and encodes 802 amino acids. The record is from RefSeq and is a predicted model, not a curated record. NCBI's taxonomy places the organism in Eukaryota, Fungi, Ascomycota, Sordariomycetes, Hypocreales, Ophiocordycipitaceae.
AUGUUACCUCCCGAAGGAGGAGCAUCUGCUUCCGGGCGAGGUGGCUCCGGCUCUAGGGGACGUCAGCGAGGGUCUCGUGGUCGAGGCGGAAACAAGAGAGGGAGAAGGGGCCAGGGACCAGCUGGCCAGGAAGGCCGUGACGGCCAUGCGAGGCCACCGAGGGGCCCUGAAGCUCAGCACGAUGCCGCCGCCUCCUCUGCGAGCUCUCAUACGGCCAAUAUGUCGACUGGUGGACAGAGGCCUGCGGAUGAGGCCGCUGCUGACGAUGCCGACGUCUGCUUCAUCUGUGCAAACCCAGUGACCCAUCAUUCGAUUGCCCCCUGCAACCACACGACCUGUCAUAUAUGUGGCCUACGCAUGCGAGCACUUUACAAAACAAAGGACUGCGCACACUGCCGAGUACGCCCCCUUUUUGGAGUCACCCCAGCUCCGUUCGUCAUAUUCACCGACGACUCCGAGAAGCGAUUCGAGCAAUACGUAGACAAGGACUUCACUACCACCGACACCAACGUCGGCAUCAAGUACACCAAUGAAGACAUUGUCGGCGAUACCGUCCUUCUUCUACGCUACAACUGCCCCGAUGCAUCCUGCGACGUUGCCGGCCUCGGCUGGCCUGACCUCCAUCGCCACGUCAAGUCUGCCCAUAAGAAACGGAUGUGCGAUCUCUGCACCCGUAACAAGAAGGUCUUCACCCACGAGCACGAGCUCUUCUCCGACAAGGAGCUGGAGAAGCACAUGCGCCACGGCGACGACAAACCUGGCACCGCCGAGCAAACCGGCUUCAAAGGCCACCCACUCUGCGGCUUCUGUGGCGAGCGAUUCUACGACGACGACAAGCUGUACGAGCAUUGCCGAAUGAAGCACGAGCGUUGCUUCCUCUGCGACCGGAGAGACUCGAGGGAGCCCCACUACUACAGAGACUACCAUGCGCUCGAAGAGCACUUCAAGAAGGACCACUUCUUGUGCGCCAACGGCGAGUGCUUGGAAAAGAAGUUUAUCGUCUUCGAGUCCGAGAUAGACCUGCAAGCCCACCAGCUGAGUGAACAUGGAGGCAGGACGGCUGGUCGAGAGGCCAGGCUGGUAGACAUCUCGAGCUUCGAUAUUCGGCAAUCCUAUCAGCAGGAAAGAAGAGGAGGCGGCGGUGGUCGAGAACCGAGAGAUGGCGACGGUCGGGGGGGCAGAGGCAGAGGAGGUGGCAGGGGGAGGGAUCCGAACGAAGACGUGGUUCCGCUCACCUCUGCACAGCCGCUGCGUCGAGACGAGAUCGCCUUCCAGCGCCAGAUGGCCAUUCAUUCGGCCCAGUCAGUGUCGAACCGGACAUUUGGCGGACAGCUCACAGCCCCCACUCCAGCCCAAGCAGCAGCGUUAUCGCGCCAAAGCAGCGCAUCCAAUACGCCCAGGGCUACGACACCCAGGGCCACGAAACCCAAGGCUCCGACGCCAAGGGCUUCGACACCAAACGCCGGUCAGAGCAGCGCCGCCGGUCAGCUGGCAUCGCUCUCCCUCAACGACACCUCCAACAUGUCGGCCGAGGAGCGCGCCCGUCUCGUCCGCCACAACUCGGUCGUUGAGCGCGCCGCCAACUUGCUCGGCAACGACCGCAGCAAAGUUUCCCAGUUCCGAGAUCAUGUUUCCGCUUACCGCCAGGGCAGCUUCACCGCUCCCCAACUCAUCGACGCCUUCUUCGUCCUCUUUGCGGACGUCUCGUCCAACGCGCUCGGUACUCUUGUACGCGAAGUGGCCGAUUUAUUCGAAGACAAGUCCAAGGCCGACAGCCUACGCAAGGCUUGGCAGGACUGGCGAGCCAUCAACGAGGACUACCCCAGUCUGCCGGACCUUAGCGGCAUGCAUGGCACGACAACCAGCUCGUCCGGAUGGUCAAUGGUUUCUUCCUCGAACCCCGCGCUUUCCAAGGCGGCGCCGAGCCGGGUGCUGAAGCUAAAGAACAGCACAAAGUCAGGAGGAGGUCCUGCCCCGGUGACCCAGACUGGGCCACCGGGUUGGGCGGCACCGCCAACGACUCGCCCGUCACCAUCACCUGCUUUCCCAUCCCUGCCUGCAUCGGGGUCUUCCUCCGCCGACACUUCCCGUCCGUCCUGGGUGGGCUCGUCAUCGUCAUCAGCCCAACCGUCACAGCCCCGAACUGCGACCGGUCGAGGCAGCGCUAGGAGUGCUGACGCGUUUCCCGCUCUGCCUGCCGCUCCGAAGCCUCUGACCACCAUCUUUGGUUACGGCACUGGCCGCGCCGUGAGGAGAGAUUAUGGCCACGCCGAGUCCAAUUUCCAGUGGGGCAGCGGCCCAUCGACCCUCGCGACCCCGGAGCAGGAGUCGACAGACCACACUGACGAAGCCGCCGGCAAAGGCAAGAAGGGAGGCAAGAAGAAAAAGGUGCUGGUUCAAUGGGGAUAG